This is a messenger RNA of Perca flavescens (yellow perch), 1720 nucleotides long. Its product is annotated as carbonic anhydrase 4. The transcript has 8 exons. The coding region runs from base 57 to 992 and encodes 311 amino acids. Gene Ontology annotation, molecular function: zinc ion binding; carbonate dehydratase activity. NCBI's taxonomy places the organism in Eukaryota, Metazoa, Chordata, Actinopteri, Perciformes, Percidae. The record is from RefSeq and is a predicted model, not a curated record. Gene Ontology annotation, cellular component: plasma membrane.
UCAUUUGUAUUGGUGAAAAAAAUGGUGAGUGACAAUUGUUUGUCUGUUGUUCUUAGAUGAACUGGAUUGUAGCUGUGGUUACUGUGUGCGUCUUCGUGCCCAGCGCCCACUGUCUGUCAACUCGAAUCGAAUGGUGUUAUAAUGAGCCAGGCUGCAAUCGGACGACUUGGGCAACCAUUGCUACUAAAUAUUGCAAUGGCAGCCGGCAGUCGCCCAUUAACAUCGUCUCAGCGUCUGCCCAAGUUGACUCCAAUCUGACUGCAUUCACCUUUCAUAACUACAGCAGCAAAUCCACCAUGAAAACGAUCAACAACACUGACUACACAGUCAAAGUCAUCCUCGACAGCGGUGUGAGGAUUUCAGGAGGAGGUCUGUCCGACGACUACGACAGCCUGCAGUUCCACUUCCACUGGGGUAAUGGCACCUCUGUCCCCGGCUCCGAGCACACCGUGGACGGCAAGCGCUAUCCCAUGGAGUUACACAUUGUAAACAUCAAGGCAUCCUAUAAUAGGAGCUUAGAUCAGGCUUCUGCAGACUCUACAGGAAUUGCUGCUCUCGGUUUCUUGAUUGAGGAAAUGUCGGGUAAUGCAACUGGCCAACCCGCAAGCUGGAACACCUUGAGCUCCUACCUGACAAACAUCUCAAACAGAGACGAAAAUGUUACAGUUGCACAUGGAAUUUCUCUGGAUGAUCUCCUGACCGGGGUGGAUCGCACCAAGUAUUACCGCUACCUUGGCUCCUUGACCACCCCCAAUUGCAGCGAGGCUGUGGUUUGGACUGUGUUUAAGGACACAAUAAAAGUCAGCAAAGACGUGAUUGACCUCUUCAGCAAAACGGUACGCAUCUCAGACAGCACAUCACCUUUUAUGAUCAAUGUCUACAGAAACACCCAGCCAGCGCAACGUGUCACAACACAGGCUGCCAGCUCUACCUCCAAAGCCUGCUACUCUCUGGUUCUGAUGGCUCUGAGCCUGGUUCUUGGGAGGAGUUAGGGCCAUGAAAGGUGGUGGUGUCUCAGCAACUUAUUGUGUUGCUGAUAAAUCUCUUUGCAAUGAAAAUACACUUUUUUGCCAUAAUUUACUUUAAAGUACUUGCAAUAUUAGCUCUAUGCAUUAAUACUGUUAACAUGUGAUGAUGGCUGCCUCGCUCUGAUGUGGUAGUCCAUCAUAAUGUUUCUGUAAACAAUUAUUUUUUAAUUAGUUUGAAUCAAUUGUAUGCAUGAUUGCAUCUCUAGAUUUAUGUUAGACAUGAUUCACACAAGAAUUUAGAACAUUGUAUUGAGAAUUGAAGCACAGCUCAUUGUCUGUUUCUGCACUGCCAAAGUUGCAUUCAGGUGCCUGAAAAAAUAUAUGCACAUGCACUAAGUUCACUGGGUGGUAAUGGGAGUUUAGAAUUAGCAAUGUAAUUUUGAGUGUGUAAGUAUUAAGUUGCGUUACAAUCUGCCGGCAUGUAUCUGUCUAGAGAGUUACAACUCAAGUCUGUACAAAUAAAUGUUGCAGAAUAGGAUUUUAUUUUCAAUUAGAUUAUUGUAUUUUUAUAUUCCCUUAUUUUGGACCCUGAUUUGCUUUUAUUUUUGUUCUCGUCAGUGCAGAUACUGUUAGCAAGUGAAAUGUAGCCAUGUUGCCAAGCGGAACACUCAUUCAGUGGGUGUAAUGAAGAUUGGACGUGUCAGUCAUUUGAAUGAACAACAUUAUUUAUUACAAUAAUAUAAGUUAAUGAU